Drosophila bipectinata is the source of this 3747-nucleotide messenger RNA. It is a transcript of the gene Nup133, whose product is annotated as nuclear pore complex protein Nup133. Gene Ontology annotation, cellular component: nuclear pore outer ring. Gene Ontology annotation, biological process: poly(A)+ mRNA export from nucleus; transcription-dependent tethering of RNA polymerase II gene DNA at nuclear periphery; protein import into nucleus. The record is from RefSeq and is a predicted model, not a curated record. Lineage: Eukaryota; Metazoa; Arthropoda; Insecta; Diptera; Drosophilidae. Gene Ontology annotation, molecular function: structural constituent of nuclear pore; protein binding.
AUGCUGUUUGCCGGUCAAAUUGUUUACUAUCGCGAAAGUAUAUAAAUUCUUGUUAAUUGGCAUUUAAAUAAACCUCUAAAUAAAAACAUGGAAAGGAAUAUGCAAAAGCAACUGUACGGAUUUUCGAGAGAGUCGUCUCCGGGGCUGCGCCGCUACAGCAUGCCGACCGGCCCUACGGCGGACAGCACGAGAAAAUCCUUUUUUGGCGGCAACGCUAGCAGUGCUCAGUUGUCUACAAACCUUAAAAAGACUGCCCUAAGCAACAGUCGACACAGCUUAUCCAUACGCUCGACGCAGUCUAUACCUGGAAUCCGAUCCGAUUACAAUGUGGUGGAGAGCUAUGGUUGCCCACUACCCGUGGUGGUGAAUGAAGCACUGACUUUUGCAGGAGCAGGAUCUGCUACGGUUACCGCCAAAGUUGCCCAAAAUGGCUGGGCUUGGGUUGUCCAAGGCCGCCGUCUCCUCAUAUGGCAGUACAAAGAUCAAAGCAAGACAGGAUCGCCGCCUCGUGCUAACAAACCCCCAGGUAGAAGGGCUGGUGGUUUGGCACAGUGCCGAGAGUUAACCCUCCCUUACAGCGAUUUGGGUCACAAAAGCGAGUUGGUUAGCGUAUUCCAAACCGAAGGUCAGCAAAUGGCCUCUUGUAUAUCCGUUUCGGCUACCGGAGAUGUGCGCUACUGGUCGUCCAUUGCCCACGAUGGAAACUCUGUGGAUCUUUCGAUCCUAACUGGCCAGGAAUUCGUUCAGUUACUCAAUCUUCCAAAGCAACAAGGAUACCUGGCUGUAACGACUACUUGCAAUUUGGUCUUUCUACGCGUAGGGCUCACCAAUGGACGCUACACACUCCACCAUAAGACAAUUAAGCCAGCGACUAGUAUAUUGGGAGGUUUUGGCAAGAAAUUUGCGUCAAUUUUGAUUGGCAUGAAUACUGGAGGUGACAAAGAUCAAGUCCUAGUGGGCAUGUGCUGCGAAAGCAAUUCUGCAGAUGGGGAAACUGUUGUAGCUGUGCUCUCCGACAGAGCGAUUCAGCGUUGGAGUCUCACCAACAAGGGCAAUGCCGAAAACCUCAUCUACGAGGACGGGGAGAUUGUGCGAAGAAUACGCGAUGAAUUCAAACAAAAGUUCUGGAACGUUCGUUUGCCGGCUGACAACCUAGAGAUUGAUAUGCAUUUGCUAGAUUUUCAUGUGGUUAAAAAUAAGUCCUACAUUCUUGCAGGAGCUGUAAAUGCAGCUCAUGCUCCUCAAAUGUGCUACGCACUUGUCGUGACCAGUCCACAGGCGGAGUCCGUGGUCCUGGAGUCAUUCACACCACUUAAAAUUACAAAGUUCUAUAGCCCAAAAUCCGAGGAGGACUGCCUGAGUUUGCGAUUUGUAGUGGGAAGUGGUCACAUAUACUUGUACACACCGAAAGUAGUAUAUCCCCUGCAUUUGACUAACGCAGUGCCCACAGCAGAAUUGGAAGCGGAGAAGAUCGAGUUCCAUUUGCACGACGACAGAAUUUUGAGCGCGGCCAUCUGUAGUCACUUACCGCUAUUUUUCAGCCGCACCCAUGGAUUAGUUUCCAUCACACCUGGAGAUUUUGAUGGCACAGAGUUGCUGAACAUGAGCUCCUGCAACACGCCAGACCUGUUCGCUCCCGCCUCCUUCAACGCCAGCUUUGGGGGCUUAGCGGAUCAAAGUGGGCUUUCAGGGAGCACCAAUAAUCUGCACAUGUUUGAGUUAGAUCCGGAUGAUGUGUAUAAUGAGCUGUGCGACGAGGUUGGCCAGUUGAAGGCUGCCUUCCUCUACCAAUUGAAACGUAACAACAACAUGGCCAAAACCAUUGUCGGCGAUAUGAUGCGCACCAUCUCUGACUUCGAUCGCACUGGAGCGCCUUUGGAUGCGUACAAGCUGGACAGAAUAGUAAUCACCAUAGCUGAGGAUUUGGCAGAAGACUUGCCAAUAGCCGAUCCCCGUUGGGAGGAGGCUGUAACCGAUCAGGACUCGCAUCGCCACGCUUUGGGCAGCUCUCGUUCUAUGCAGAUCAUCAAUCAGCUCAGGGAUAAGAUCGUUGCUUUCCAACAUUUUAUCACCUUCUUGCAUUCCAGUGGUGUUUGGGAAAAGUUAAACGCCAUACCCUGUGGCAGUAAUGUUCUAAAGCCCACCAGUUUUGUACUAUCCGAUAUAUGCGAAAAGAUAGUGGCUGCCAUGGCAUUGAGAUCCCUGCAGAACAAACUUCCCAAGCUGAUUGAGGAGGCUAUUGAUGCCACCGUUGCCGUGUGGGACGAGAAGCCACAUGGUAGUCUGACUAAUCAGGAUAUAUUCUACGUAAAGCUGUGCAAGUUUCAGUACGUAUUCGAAGCUUUGGCUGACAUAGCCGAUGAUCGAAUUGCUGCCCAGAGUCAGUCCACGGUAUCUGUCGCUCAUUUCAUCACCGACAUCAACUCCAUUGUGCUGGACACCCUGGGACAGGUGUUUAGGCAUCGGGAGCAGCAUGCGAACAGCUUCAGGCUGCACAACGACAAGCUAGGGUCUUUUGAGAAUCUUCCUUGGACAGCGAUGGCGGGCAAUGCCGGUGUCCGGGACACACUAACCCGCCUUAUCGAUAUCAGUGUGCGUUAUGGCGGUCACUGCGUCAGCGAGACCGAUCUAAAGCAUCUGCUGUAUCAGCAAAUAUUCGAGUUGGUGGAUUUGGUGUUGGAUGGUCGUCGGACCUACUUGGAGAGCGUACGCGACUCCGAGAAGUUCAAUGUGCUGCAGCAACAGUUCGAGGCUCAACGGAGGGAGCUCAUUUCAGUCUUAAUCAAAGAUCGGCAGUAUGAGUAUGCUGCUAAGCUGGCCGAGAAGUACUUGGACUUUCAGAGUUUGGUUGUCAUUUGUGACGAGACGCAGGACAAAGAGCGUCUGGAUGAAUAUACCAGCCAAUACGAAGAAUUCGACUUUUCGCAAUUUGCCAUUAACUGGCACCUGCGCCAGAACCGGCACGGAGAGGUCUUCGAACGCUUCAAGGGCAACCAGACAGCGCUGGCUCAGUUCAUGCGCGACCACCCGUCGCUGGGCUGGAUCCAGCUUAUAUUCAACGGCGACUUCGAGCGGGCGGCCAAGGUUUUAUACGAACUGGCCCAGUGCGAAACCGAGUUUGUGUCACGCAAGAAGUCGAUGCUGUCGCUGGCCAAGUUGGCUGCAUUUGCGGCUGCCGACUCGGACUUGACGGCGCAGGUGGAGAAGAUCAAUUCGGAUCUGAGCCUGGUCGAAUAUCAGGCGCAUUUGGGCCAUGACAUAUUGACUACUUUUGGCUUCGACGCGACGGAGCAGAAGGUUCUCAAGCCAGAGGAAAUAAUCAAUAUGUUCAUCGCUGAGGAGAACGACACGGCCACUGAAACAGAGUUCCGAAAGGCUCUGGAACUUCUCAAUUAUGUAGAGCAACCCUACGAUAUGCGACACAAGAUCUGGUGCGCGGCCAUCAAGCGGGAUAACUGGACGGACUACGAUCCAAACAACGGCGUGGACUAUAUGCACAAGUUGCUCUUCUUCAAGAUUAUUGAAAUCUCGCAGGUGAUGGGUCAGGAGGCGGACAGCUUCCUUCCGCCUAUGGAGGAUUUCCUGGAGAGCGUCGAGCUGGGCGACUUACCACUUCAGAAGCCGUUCCAGUAUCUGUUGAAGCUGACCUACGAGUAUGUGACCGAAAUGUACAGACAGCUGGACGACAUGGAGGUCUAAUCGUGCAAUGCACAUGCUAUUUUAUUAAAGCUUACGUUAAGAGUUCAA